AUGGGGGGGAAGACUUCGCCGGAUCAGGAGCUGGACGAUUCCGACGCCGAGUUCGUGGAGGUUGACCCAUCGGGGCGCUACGGGCGGGUCUGUCUCCGAACAUUGGCCUCUGCUACUGUUGUGCUCUUGUGCAGGACGAGCACAUCCGUCCACGUUUGAAUCGCCGUCGCGUGGGUUUUUCCGAGUUUUUGAUUGCUGGGAUUCUUCUGCGGAGCGGCGCGUGAUUUGAUCGCUUACAUUCGUUAAAUCGUUCCUCUGUGUGAGUGAUUGGAGGAGGCCUCUCCUCCUUGAUUUUGCUGAAUUUUUUUCCUAAUGUUACGGCUGCUUUUUCCUGCAGUAUCGGGAGGUCCUCGGCAAGGGCGCUUUCAAGACGGUGUAUCCUUGCAGGCUGUGAAUUGCUGAUGAAUGAUGCGAUGAAAUCGAUUUCGCUUGAUCCAUUGUUGUCGUUUACUUUUCUUCCAUUGAUGUUCGUUCAUAGUUUUGGAUCCCUUGAUGGAAUUUGGACUGUCUCAGAUACAGGGGAUUUGAUGAAUUGGAAGGAAUAGAAGUUGCUUGGAACCAGGUGAAAGUCUCCGAUCUCCUCCACAACUCAGAAGACUUGGAGCGCCUCUAUUCUGAGGUCCACCUGCUCAAGACCCUCAAACACAAGAACAUCAUCAAGUUCUACAACUCCUGGGUCGACACCAAGCGAGGGAACAUCAAUUUCAUCACAGAGAUCUUCACCUCCGGCACCUUGCGCCAGUAAUGCACCAACUCAACCCCCCGUCCUUCUUCCUCCUCUGUUCUCUCCGCUUUCACGCUUUCAUCUCCCUUUUCUGCAGAAUCUGUAUUAUCAUGGUGAUCCGUUUGAUUGACGUCGAAUCCCUCGGCAUUGGGAUUCUGGAUCCUUCUUCCAGGUACCGGAAGAAACACAAGCACGUUGAUCUGAGGGCGCUGAAGAACUGGUCGAGGCAGAUCCUAUACGGCCUUCACUACCUCCAUAGCCACGAUCCGCCCGUCAUCCACAGAGAUCUGAAGUGCGACAAUAUCUUCGUCAAUGGCAAUCAAGGCGAGGUGAAAAUCGGCGACCUAGGGUUAGCCGCCAUCCUCCGCCAUGCCCACUCAGCUCACAGCGUGAUUGGUGCGUACGCUCCUCAAUCUUUGGCCUCAGAUUAGACUCCAUCCAGUUCAUAAAGACGGAAAACACUAGCGGACCUCAGGCUUCUAGCCAUUAACUUGCAGGCACGCCAGAGUUCAUGGCUCCAGAGCUCUACGAGGAAGACUACAACGAGCUCGUUGAUAUCUACGCCUUCGGCAUGUGCUUGUUGGAGCUGGUGACGCUCGAGUAUCCUUACAUGGAAUGCACCAAUGCAGCUCAGAUAUACAAGAAAGUGACUGCCGUAUGUUCCGUUUGGGUUUUCUCCAUUGUUGGCGUUGUUCUGCUCAGUAGCUCAUCAUCUCCUGAAACUCGAUAGCUGUGACUACAUGGCUUCUCCUAUGGUCAAUUAGAGCAUAUAUCUGGGUACAAAUUAGGAAUGGGUACAGAUCUUCAGUAAUGUCUCUUCCCAAAAUCUGGAAAUUUGACUGUCGUGCAAAGCCGUCAAAGGUCAUUUUUUUUUGGUGAAUUGAAUGCAUCAUCUGAGGAGAUGGUGGUCCUUUUGGCGCCUCUAUCUUGAUUUCUGUACGGCGAGAUACACCCAAGAUCAUGCUAAAGAUAACAAAAGGAAAUAUAUGGGCAGGUCACAAAUCCUUGGGAUUCCUCAGUUCAUUACAGUCCUGAAUUUCAUAAGAUUCAGUUGCCUGGAGUUUUCGUUGAUCGGGCAGUUCUUUGAUUAUCUUUUAUUAAUCGGGUAGUCUUUAUAGAAAUCAAGAGUAUGCUGUAGAUUAUUUUUCAGAUAUCCGAUGACUAAAACUAUAAUUGAAGGAGUUGUAUGCAAUUCUUACUCAAUGUUUCCACCUUGCUCAGUGUUUGAUGUGAAUCGCUUAGGAAUCACGAUGGCAUACUUGUCAGGGAUAUGAAGAUCCAUCGCUGAAAAACCUUCAGAAGAUGAUCAUCAGAUUGCUUCCUGAACCGUACGGAUCAGCGAAUUCUAGCUCAUUUCAUCGGUCCACAAACCAUAAGGGUACCGUGGGGAUGCCAACAAUAUUACCGCAUUUGUGACGAAAUCUCAGUCUGUUUCAUCCCGACCAGAGUUCUGAGUAGAAAUCAUGCUAGGGCUAUCUUCGAUGGUGCUCUCCUCUGGUUGUUCACAGUCUCUGCCUCUAAUCCCCGGAAAUGCCGCCGACAUUGCCCGGAUCACGACAUGGAUUGUACCAUUAGGGUUUUGGAGUUGCAGCCCGGGAGAAGAGGUUCUUCAUGAUCUCAUCUUCCUUUUGUUUCUUUCAGGGUAUCAAGCCGGCAUCGCUGGGGAAGGUGGAAAUCCCCGAGGUGAGGAGGUUCAUAGAGAAGUGCAUCGCCAGCGCAUCAGAGAGGCUCCCCGCCGGAGAUCUCCUCAGUGACCCUUUCCUUCGAUCCGAUGGGGAAGAUGAGAGGGCGACGGGGGAGUUCGAGCUCGACUCCGAUCUCAUUGGUACAGAUCAAACCAUAACUGGAUCGCUCCUUCUUCUUUAUCGUUGGAUGUUCUUAUGGAACUCGAGAGGUCCCUCCGCAGAUGACCACUGCCGGGAACCAGGAAGCUCCGUUCGGGAUUUCAUGGUCCAGGGCCAGAGGAAGGACAUCAACACCAUCUUCCUGAAGCUCCGCAUCAGCGACUCCACUGGUUUGUGGCUCUUCUCCGCCGAAUCGGCCCUGGUUCUUCAAUGGCGAUGACGGUUUUCUCUCCUUUCUGGCAGGUCAUCCGAGGAACAUCCACUUCCCCUUCGACAUCGAGGCCGACACCUCGAUCAGCGUUGCCAGCGAGAUGGUGGAGGAGCUGGACCUGACGCACCAGGAUGUCACCGCCAUUGCCGCCAUGAUCGACGCCGAGAUUCAGUCCCAUGUGCCAGAGUGGGUGCCGGGAGAGGUCGAGGGGGAGAGCUGCAGCAAUUCCCCGGCGGCGCUCGACGACUCCGAGGCCGGUAGCGAUGACGGAGUGGCCGAGCUACCGCCGCCGGCGCCGGCAGCGGAGGCCGAUCACCACGUAGGGCAUCUCGUCCUGGAACGGCUCCCUUCCGGCCGGAAGUACUGGUCGGACUCUCCGAGAAGCCACGGCGGCAGGCAGGACCGGUCGGACUCCUUCGAGAUGAAUCAUCGGGAGAUCGCCAAUCGGCAGGAAUCUUCUUCCCCUUCCGGCUCCCCCAACACGGAGGAGGUUUCUCCCCGGCUUGCAAACGGCAGCGGUCCUCUGAACAAUGCCGGCGAGGGAGAUAGCUCACGUCCAUCGAAGAAUGAACCAGAUAAUGCGAAGGUUCUCAGGAGGAGGCUGGAAGAUCUGCUGCUCGAGCAGGAGAAGGAGAUCGAGGAGCUGAAGAAGAAGCACAAGCGGGCCGUGGCGGACGUGCUGAAGGAAUUCCCUGCGGAGCUCCGCGGCGUAACGUUGGGCAUCCGUGGGCUGAAUCUCCAAGGAUGCGAGAUCCGUGACGAGGUGGAGCCGAAUCUUCGCCCUCAUUCCUAG
This is a messenger RNA of Spirodela intermedia, 3572 nucleotides long. NCBI's taxonomy places the organism in Eukaryota, Viridiplantae, Streptophyta, Magnoliopsida, Alismatales, Araceae. The record is from the annotation of a GenBank genome assembly.